AUGCCCUGGAAAGAUAAGCUCAAGCAGCUCAAGGGCGAUUUCGACAGCCUUGUGUCGGGCGGCGGCCAGUCGCACUCGCAGGCGCCACCCCCAGGCCAAUACUACCCGCAGCAGCAACAGCAUCAGCAUCAGCAACAGGCACCGGGCUAUGGCUACGGCUCUGGACCCGGUAAUGCGCCGCCACCUUCGACCGGUCCGCCGCCGGUCCCGCCUCACCCUCCGCAACAGGGGCGCCCGGCUGACCAGCAGAAUGACCAGCAACCGCCGCCGCCGGUCCCGCCGCAUCCUCCGGCCGCCGGAGCCGCCCCCAACCCCGUCUACUGGCGCCCGCAGUUCCGACCAGACGUGCCCGUCGCCGCCGAGUGGGACGCCAAGCUGGGCAACGGGCCCGACGGCUGGGGCAACCAGGAGCUCGAGCACUAUACGGCCAAACCGGAAAAUGCUUUUCACACACCCGACGGCCGCCUGGUCAUCCGCGCACUCGCCAACUCGGCCGCCUCGAGCUCCGAGCAGCGCUACACCUCAGCGCGCCUCGUUAGCCGACAGACACUCUCCCGCGACCGUGGCGUUCUUACGGGCUUCAUCGUGAGCCCUUGCGCAGCCGGCAUCUGGCCCGCCUUUUGGCUGCUGCCGCGCGAGCCCUUUGCCUGGCCCACCGACGGCGAGAUCGACAUUGCCGAGACGUGGAACGGCGACCUCGAGAACCACACCUGCCUGCACUGGGGCCAGCACCACGAGCCGCAGAAGCACCGUGUCCUCGGCACCCGCAUCCCCGACAUGCACACCCGCCCCGUGCGGUACGACUUUGCCUGGGAUCAGCCCGGUGGCCAACCCGGCCAAGGCCGCAUGCUGUGGUACAUUGACGGCCGCCCUGUCAUGAAGGCCCAGGUGCCGCCCGGCACGCGACCCUUGCGUGACAUGACCAUUCUGCUCAACGUCGCCAUGGGCGGCAACGUGUGCGCCGGCAAGACGCCCGCCAACGGCUACUAUGACAUGGUUGUGUGCGCCUUGUGGAUGGCGGAUGAGCUUGAGUAUGGAGGCUGGGGACGGUUCGAGCACGACUGGGGGAAUCCGGGAACACCAGAGGGCAACACGUAUUGA
Purpureocillium takamizusanense is the source of this 1101-nucleotide messenger RNA. RefSeq lists its product as uncharacterized. The transcript is spliced from 2 exons. Bases 1 to 1101 code for a protein of 366 amino acids. Gene Ontology annotation, molecular function: hydrolase activity, hydrolyzing O-glycosyl compounds. Gene Ontology annotation, biological process: carbohydrate metabolic process. NCBI's taxonomy places the organism in Eukaryota, Fungi, Ascomycota, Sordariomycetes, Hypocreales, Ophiocordycipitaceae. The record is from RefSeq and is a predicted model, not a curated record.